Molecule: messenger RNA, 2966 nt
Organism: Momordica charantia (bitter melon)
Lineage: Eukaryota; Viridiplantae; Streptophyta; Magnoliopsida; Cucurbitales; Cucurbitaceae
Source: RefSeq, a predicted model, not a curated record
UUUUUUAGAUUACUUAUUUUCACAUCACCCUAACCAAAAAAUAAAACCAAACCAUUAAUUUUAUUUUAUAGAAUCUGUAUAUUUAUUUUUUACUGCAAUAAUUUUAUUUUAUAAUGCUCCAAAUUCAGGAAAACAACGAGAAAAGGCAAUUCCGUCUGACGUCUGGAAAUCCGCCCCUCCGAUAUGGCGUCUCCAGCCGCAGCGCCACCGUCGCCGUUCCAGUCUCAGAGAUCUCCCCUCGCUCCGUCUCCGGCCGCCGCCGCCGGCUCCUCCCCCAUUCAUCGUCUUUCAACUUUCACUUCCCCCCACUCCGCUAACACUGCCACUACCACGUCCCCCUUGGAUUCCUUUGCUUCCGACCCCGUUUUCUCCGCCUUCCUCUCCCCUUCCUUCUCCUCCAGUUCCUUCUCCUCCGCCGCACUCUCCUCCGGUUCGCCAGCCUCCACCGCAGAGAAGUUGCAGAAGGCCAUCCGUCUCCUCGAAUCGCAGCUCCGCAGUGAGGUCCUCUCUCGCCACAAUGACCUACUCUCUCAACUCUCCUCUCUAAAGCACGCCGAGAAUGCCCUCUCCACUGUUCGAUCCGGUGUCUCCUCCCUCCAAUCCUCUGUGCGCCGCGUCCGAUCCGAACUUUCCGAACCCCGAAAUGUCAUCUCUACCAAGACCAUCCAGUUCUACAAUCUUCACCACACUACAGAACUCCUUCAGCAUACGAUCCGCGCCCUCCGUUUGUCGAAGAAGCUUCGCGACCUUGCUUCUGCCUCUGCCGAUGAGCCCGAGAAGCUGGAUCUCGCCAAGGCUGCACAGUUGCACUGCGAGAUCUUAAGUCUUUGCAAUGAGUUCGACCUCGCGGGCAUUGAUGUCAUUGAUGAGGAGUUGAAAUGGGUCAAUGAAAUUGGGGAUAAAUUGAGAAGUGAGGCUAUGAAGGUUUUAGAGAGAGGAAUGGAGGGUCUGAAUCAAGCCGAGGUGGGGACUGGAUUGCAGGUAUUUUAUAAUCUUGGUGAAUUGAAGGCAACAAUAGAGCAAUUAAUGACUAAGUAUAAGGGUAUGGGGGUGAAGAGCGUGAGUGUGGCAUUGGAUAUGAAGUCGAUUUCGGGGUCUGCUGGAACUGGAUUUGGUCCGGGAGGAAUAAGGGGAAGUGGGACGCCACAGAUUGGUGGCGGUGCGAAGGCAAGGGAGGCGCUCUGGCAGAGGUUGGGAACUUGUUUGGAUCAGUUGCAUUCAAUUGUUAUAGCUGUUUGGCACUUGCAGAGGGUAUUAUCGAAGAAACGUGACCCUUUUACUCAUGUUUUGCUGCUUGACGAGGUUAUCCAGGAAGGUGAUUCCGUGUUAACAGAUCGAGUUUGGGAGGCUCUUGUGAAGGCUUUUGCUAGCCAAAUGAAGUCUGCUUUUACUGCAUCAAGCUUUGUCAAAGAAAUAUUCACUAUGGGAUAUCCAAAACUAUUCUCAAUGAUAGAGAAUCUUCUUGAAAGAAUUUCUCGUGACACUGACGUCAAAGGGGUCUUGCCUGCAAUAAGUUCAAGUGGAAAAGAUCAGAUGGUUGCAGCCAUUGAAAUAUUCCAGACGGCAUUCUUGGGUUUCUGCUUGAGUCGGCUAUCUGAUCUUGUUAGCUCUAUAUUUCCAGUCUCAAGUCGUGGUAGCGUCCCCUCGAAAGAACAGAUCUUAAAAAUCAUAUCACGUAUUCAGGAAGAGAUUGAAUCUGUUCAAAUGGAUGGUCGUUUAACUCUACUUGUGUUGCGUCAAGUUGGCAAGGCUCUUCUGCUGUUGGCUGAAAGAGCUGAAUGUCAGAUAUCUACUGGUCCUGAAGCACGCCAAGUAAGUGGUCCAGCAAUUCCAGCCCAACUUAAGAAUUUCACAUUAUGUCAGCAUCUGCAAGAAAUUCAUACUCGGGUGUCAUCUAUGAUCACUGGGCUACCCAUUAUUGCUGCUGAUAUUUUGUCUCCAUCAUUAGGUUCAAUAUAUGGGGUUGCCUGUGAUUCUGUGACAUCGUUAUUCCAAGCUAUGCUUGACAGUCUUGAGUCUUGUAUAUUGCAAAUUCAUGAUCAGAACUUCGGUGUACUGGGUAUGAAUGCUGCAAUGGACAAUAAUGCAUCACCUUACAUGGAGGAACUGCAAAAGUACAUUCUUCACUUCCGUAGUGAGUUCUUAUCAAGGCUGUUGCCUUCAUCCAAAAAUGCAACCGUCUCUGGAACGGAAAACAUUUGCACUCAGCUUGUAAGAAGCAUGGCGUCAAGAGUGUUAAUUUUCUUCAUCAGGCAUGCUUCUCUGGUCAGACCUCUUUCUGAAUCAGGAAAACUACGAAUGGCCAGGGACAUGGCUGAGCUGGAGUUAGCUGUGGGCCAAAAUUUGUUCCCUGUAGAACAACUUGGUGCACCAUAUCGAGCUCUUCGAGCAUUUCGUCCUCUUAUAUUCCUGGAAACGUUUCAAUUGGAGGCAUCUCCACUACUUCAUGAUCUGCCAGCAAGUGUCAUACUUCACCAUCUAUAUUCUCGAGGUCCUGAGGAGUUGCAGUCUCCGAUGCAAAGGAACAAACUUACUCCUCAGCAGUAUUCGUUGUGGUUAGAUUCUCAAGGUGAGGAUCAAGUUUGGAAAGGUAUCAAAGCAACCCUAGACGAUUAUGCCACCAAGGUAAGGGCCAGAGGAGACAAGGAAUUUAGCGCUGUAUACCCUCUUAUGCUUCAAGUAGGAUCAUCAUUGACGGGUAAUUCUCGAGCUACAUAAUGGGCUUCAUGUUUACCACUGUUCUUUUCCAAAAAAGAUUUGGCCCGGUCAAUGUUUCAGUGUAGAUUCUGUGAUGAAGAUGCUGUGGGAUAGUACCAGAGAUACCAUGCUCGAUUGAUCACUACGUGAAGUUUAGGUACCCAGUCAUUUAACUAUAUCAUAGUUAUCCGUCAUUGAGCUUCCUUUUCCCAGGUUAUAAAUGCAGGACCAAAUUAUUUUUGUUUUGCUGAGACCGUCAAAUCCACUGG